AUGUAUUUUGAGGAGAUGUCGGGAGACGCAACCAGACGUUCGAGAUUCGGUUCCAUGGAAACCGGGGGCCUGCCUUUGGUGUCUACCUUCGCACUGCUUACUAUUGUUGCAGGUAAGCUACUGCAAGGGUCGGGGUACAGUGAACCACCAGAGCCGGAGUUCUUGGCGCCUCUGGAGAACCUCACCGUUGCCCAGGGCAGGGACGUGUACUUCACAUGCAUCGUCAACCAUCUGGGCAAUUACAGGGUGGCGUGGUUGAAAUCCGAUACGAAGAUGAUCCUGGCAAUACACACACAUAUGGUAAACAACAACCCUCGUCUGUCUGUCACGCACAACGGACACAACACAUGGAAGCUGUACAUCAGCAACGUGGAACCGAAAGACUCGGGGAGCUACAUGUGCCAGAUCAACACAGACCCUAUGAUGAGCCAGUUGGGUCACCUGUCAGUAGUGAUCCCGCCAGACAUAGCGGACGACGACGGCUCCGAGGCGGUGGCCCCAGAAGGAGGUUCAGUUGAACUUCGGUGCACAGCCACUGGCGUACCAGAACCUAUCAUAUCAUGGAGACGAACCGAGGGGCGUAAUAUCAUCUUUAGGGAUACUGCUGGGAAAGAAGUUAAAGUGGUUGAUAAUUACGUCGGUUCGACGUUGUCUUUGAAGAAUGUGCAGCGAACUGACAUGGGGACAUAUCUAUGCAUUGCGGCUAAUGGUAUACCGCCCACCAAAAGUCGACGUUACGAUGUCGCUGUCAAGUUUGAGCCAGUCGUGCGAGUGGAUAGUCCAGUGGUGAUGCGUGCAGCAGACAUGCAAGUAACACUGCAAUGCUACGUCGAAGCAUCACCCAAGUCACUCAACACUUGGCAGCGAGGAAAAUCACAAACAGGCGGGAAGCUACUAAAUAGUUCCAAGUACAUCAUAUCUGAGCAUUUUAUGAACGAAUAUGCACUGCGUAUGAACCUCACUAUCAAUCGCUUGAAGAAGAGUGACUUCGGAGAGUACACGUGUUCCGCCGGCAAUGGAUAUGGACGAGCUGAGGGCACUGUCUUAUUAAAAGAAACGCCGCAGCGGACGACGACGACGACAACUACAACUACCACAACCACGACAACUACCACGACGCCGCGUCCGACGACGACUACAACCACCCGCCCACCAAAACGACAUCCUAAAAAACAGCACGAACGCAACCAGAACACGCUCGAUGCAGAACUCAGACAAUAUGAAAUCAAUAACGCCCUUAAUUUUUACAACAUAAAUGCGUAUGCGCCACCUAAUAAUACUCACAAUGAUUAUGCGCAAAGAACCGAACGACAAAAAGUUCGUCCCACCACGCAACCACGACACUAUGUCGUUUACAAUAGCGCUUCAACCGAGAAAAUCAGAUCGGCUGGCAGUAAUGCCGAGUUAGAUAAUGUUUGCUCUGGGGAGAAUCCAAAGGCUCGAGAUAAGGCUGGCCACGACCUCGGAUUUGUCUCCCACAUGCUAUACCCAGUUGUAUUAAUAUUAUUGCAGCCUUCCUUUUAA
Messenger RNA from Amyelois transitella, 1524 nucleotides. RefSeq names its product lachesin-like. The transcript has 9 exons. The coding region runs from base 1 to 1524 and encodes 507 amino acids. The record is from RefSeq and is a predicted model, not a curated record. Gene Ontology annotation, cellular component: neuron projection. NCBI's taxonomy places the organism in Eukaryota, Metazoa, Arthropoda, Insecta, Lepidoptera, Pyralidae.